CUGACCCACAUUCCUCCACUGUUCUCAUGACUCUCAAACUUGUCAAAGUCGACCAUGAAACCUUGGUAGUCGAUUAGUUUAUUAGUUUAUUUAUUUGUUUUCAUUUGAUCGAAGGACCGAUGAUGGCAACCUCCUUUCAUCUGCUCGGCAUUAUUCUGGAAAUAACUUUUAUUGCUGAAGUACCCAAUGAAGGAGAUCCAUCCUGAUGGGAAGGACUCAGUAUGGGACGCCAAGACGGGCUUCACUAUCCCCACUCAUCUGAUCAGCUACGCCGGCGUCGUGUCCUGCCAGACCCGAAUAGGAAACGAGACAUUUAAUUCUCCUCUCUACAUUGUGGCUGUUGUUGGAUACAAGAUUUAUGACCUCACUGUGACCCCCCUACAGCAGAGGCUCUCUGUGGAGGAGCGGCUGAUACUCAGCUGCACUGCUCACACUGARCUCAACGUGGGCAUCGAAUUCAACUGGACACACUCCAGAGGGGCUCUGAACUUGGACAAUGGUUUGAGACUGUCCCACACCGUUUCCCAAAAGAAGAAGCUGUGGAAUUCUCUGGAGCUUUCCAAUACCCUCAUCGUGGAGAACGUUACAGUGAAUCACACGGGAGAGUUCACCUGCGUUGCUUCCAGUGGCCAGAUGGAGAAAAGGGCCUCGGCAUAUCUCAAGGUUUAUGAAAAGCCCUUCAUUGACAUAAAAGAACCGUGGACAAAGGUUUGGGAAGUAAAUUUAGUGGGGGAUCAAACAUCAACACUGAUUCCUGUUAUAUACUCAGCGUAUCCAGAGCCCAGUUUUAAAUGGCUAAAAAAUGGUGAGGCGCUGAAGGACGACUACAGAAUAAAGCAGAAAAGCGAUGCCCUGAUCAUCCAUAGAGUCACUGAAAUGGAUGCAGGGAACUACACGGUGAUCUUGAUCAAUAAGAUGACUAAGGAGGAACAAAGACGCUCUGUMCACCUGUUGGUCAAUGUGCGCCCUCGUAUCAUUGAGAAAGAGAUGGCUACAGACAAUGACGUGUACGAGUAUGGUAAGAGCCCCACCUUGAGGUGCACGGCCUAUGGGUUUCCCAUUCCUGAGCACAUGCAGUGGCAAUGGAUGUCUAAGGAGGACUGCCCCCAGG
Messenger RNA from Austrofundulus limnaeus, 1111 nucleotides. RefSeq names its product vascular endothelial growth factor receptor 2. Lineage: Eukaryota; Metazoa; Chordata; Actinopteri; Cyprinodontiformes; Rivulidae. Gene Ontology annotation, molecular function: growth factor binding; ATP binding; axon guidance receptor activity. The record is from RefSeq and is a predicted model, not a curated record. Gene Ontology annotation, cellular component: plasma membrane; neuronal cell body; axon. Gene Ontology annotation, biological process: vascular endothelial growth factor receptor signaling pathway; synapse organization; homophilic cell-cell adhesion.